Penicillium egyptiacum is the source of this 582-nucleotide messenger RNA. The record is from the annotation of a GenBank genome assembly. NCBI's taxonomy places the organism in Eukaryota, Fungi, Ascomycota, Eurotiomycetes, Eurotiales, Aspergillaceae.
AUGCAACUGGAUGGACCGGUAACCCGAGUGACGAAAACACCGCCGCGAAGUAUUCAGUGGAGAACCUCGGCAGAGGACAAACUGGUCAAAUGGAAAAUGAUAUUUGACGACCUUCUCGGCGAAAUAUCGGUUCUAGAUUUGCCCUCUUCAGCAUUCAAGGCCCCGCGAAGCAGUGACAAAUGCUGUCGUUUGUCUCCUGUCAAGACACGAUCAAAGUCCACCGUUGCAACUUUCGCAUCCUGCACUCCUUUGGAGGCUCUGGGUUUGUCCGAGUUUGACGAUUCUCCCGACGGACCCGGCUCGCAUACCCCCAGUCGAAGGCCCCGGGGUACCCGCUUCACCGAUUUCUCAACCUUACCACCAUCGUCAGCUGCAACAAAGUCACGAGCAGGCUCUCACUCGAAUGGCAAGUCUCGCCAGUAUUGCACGAAAUGGUGCCUCUUAGGCUUGGGCACGAGAGGGGUAUUGGAUCAGAAAUGCCCCAAUGUGCUGGAUCAUGGAGACUGUCGACAUCCAAUCAGUCAGGCGACACUCAUUCGUCUCUUGAGUCGGCAACUCUCUGGGCUUGACCCGCGGGCCUGA